GAUUUUCUUUAUCAAUAUUGUUGUCAAACAGAUUCGAGAGAGAGGGAGGGAGAUGAGGAGAAGAGGCAAGGAAGAAGACGAAGUGGAACAGUUGCUUCAAGCUGCUCAAGAUGAGAUGAUACUCAAGCUCUCCGUUGAUUCUCACACCUCUCGAUCUUCUUCCGAUUACUUAGAUCCAGAUCUCCAUUCCAGAUUUCUCGCUCUCAAAUCUCAGAAGAAGACGAACGAUCACCAGAAACAACGGCCGAGAUCGCCGCCGCCGCCGAAAUCAAAAGAUGUUAUUGAAGAAACGCCGGAAGAUAUCAUGCUCAGAUUCGCGGCUCUGAAGACUUCUCUCCCCUCCGCGUCUUCUUCGUCCUCUGUUUCGAAGCCUGUUCUUCUUCACGAUCAAAUCGGAGAAGAUAGUGAUGAAAUCGGAGAAGAUGCUGAAGUGGAAAAGCUGAUUCAGUGGGCUAUAGACGCCGCUCGUCUCGAUCCUUCACCUCCUUCUGACGAUGAUGACAAUCAGAGUUCCGAUGACGAUGAUGAGGAUGAUUCAAAGAGAGGUGCCAAACCCUGAUUAUAACAACUUUGGCUCUACGUGUAACUCCGUAAGGUGUUUUCUAAUGUUUGCAUUCACAGAUAUAUCAGAUCAAGUGUUGUCAUUUGCCUGAUACCAUUGUAUAGUGCCAUUUUUACGAUCAGUGAAAAAUGGAAUUGAGAACACAA
This is a messenger RNA of Capsella rubella, 708 nucleotides long. RefSeq lists its product as uncharacterized. Bases 53 to 559 code for a protein of 168 amino acids. The transcript has a single exon. NCBI's taxonomy places the organism in Eukaryota, Viridiplantae, Streptophyta, Magnoliopsida, Brassicales, Brassicaceae. The record is from RefSeq and is a predicted model, not a curated record.